Molecule: messenger RNA, 2427 nt
Organism: Tetrahymena thermophila SB210
Lineage: Eukaryota; Ciliophora; Oligohymenophorea; Hymenostomatida; Tetrahymenidae
Product: ubiquitin carboxyl-terminal hydrolase
Exons: 10
Biological process (GO): protein deubiquitination
Molecular function (GO): zinc ion binding; cysteine-type deubiquitinase activity; protein binding
Source: RefSeq, a predicted model, not a curated record
AUGUCAGCUACUUGCCCUCAUUUAAAUAAAGAAAAUUACUUAUAAAGUUUAUAAGGAAAGCUUAUCUACAAAGAUUAAUGUACUAAGUGUUUCCAUGACCCAAGAGAUGUAAAUGGGUUAGAUCUUUGCUUGAAAUGCUUAAAUGGUUCAUGCGUAAGUGGAUAAAACCAUAGUUUGUUACACUUCCAAUAGCACAAUCAUCCAAUAGUUCUUAACAUUAAAUUAAUAGAAAGACCUGUUCAAUAGUAAGAAGAGCAAUAGGAUUUAACUAAAUUAGCUAUUGGAAAGCCAGGUGGAGCUAUUGCAAACUAAAUCGAAUAUGAUGAGAUAUAUACUUUGCGCUGCUUAGCUUGCAAUAAAAAUUUAGAUAACCAAUUACUUGAUGGAGUAAUUAAAAGCAUUCAAUAAGAGAAUUCUGCAUUUAAGAAGUAAGAUAUUUGUGAGUGGGAACUCGAUAUUUAGCCUUGUGAGCACACCCUGACAAUAGAGUAGAUUCCUAAAGAUAUGACAUAAGGUUUAAAUCAUUGUCAUAGUUGCGAUUUAUCAACAAAUUUGUGGUUGUGUUUGGUUUGCGGAAAUGUUGGAUGUGGAAGAAAAAAUUAUGAUGGUACAGGAGGUAAUGGCCAUGCUUCUGAGCAUUUUUAAAAAUCAGGUCAUAGCUUAGUUGUUAAACUCGGUACAAUCACAUAAGAAGGCAACGCUUCUCUUUACUGCUAUUCAUGCGAUAAUGAUGUUUCCGAUGCAUAUUUGUCAUAGCAUUUAGCUGUUUUUGGCAUAAAUGUUUCUGAACAAAAAAAGACUGAGAAAACCAUAGCUGAAAUGAAUUUGGAUGCAAACAGAAAUCUAACAUUAAGUAGUAUUAUUGAAGCUGGAAAAAAGCUUAAGCCUCUCUUUGGUUCUAAAUUGACUGGAAUGUAAAACUUAGGUAAUUCGUGCUAUAUAAAUUCUGUCUUUUAGACACUAUUUUCUGUUCCCGAGUUUGAAGAUAGAUAUUAUGUUCAUGGGCUAGAGCAUUUGAAGGAAUGCAGGAAAUUCCCUGUAGACUGUCUAACUUGUUAAUUAAGCAAACUCGGAGUUGGGUUAGUAAGUGGUGAAUACUCCAAGAAGAAGGAAAUUAGAUUUUUGAGCAGUGUUGACACAUCUGUAUUAUCAGAGUACGAAAAAUAUGAAUAGGAUGGUGUUUCUAUUAAUGAUUUAAGAGCUAUGAUUGGCAAAAACCACCCAGAAUUUAAAACAAAGUAAAUGCAAGAUGCUUUAGAAUAUUUACAACAUGUGUUCGACUUAAUUGAAAAAGAAGAAAAAAACACUAAAUAAAGCCAUAUUGGAAAAAAUUUUGAAUUUAAGACUGUUAACAAAUUAAAAUGUAUGAGCUGCGGAGGAGUAAAGUUAAUAGAAAAUAAAACAAAUGAAUUAAAACUUCCUGUACUACCUCCUACAAAGGAAUAAUUAUAACAAGCUUUGAAGGAUUAAGAAGAAAGAUAGCAAAAAUUAAAAAAAGAAGCCACAAAUAACGAAUCCCCUAAGGAAGAUGCAAAAUUACUUGAAGAACCUGAAUACAAUAUUACUUUUGAGUAAUGCAUUCAAGUUUUAUAAGCAGGAGAUGUAGUAGAACUAAAUUGCUCAAAAUGUGGAGUGAAAAGCAACUUUACUAGCAAUCACUAUUUGAAAACUUUGCCUAAGUAUUUAGUUUUACCAACAAACAGAUUGCAUUUAGAAAACUGGGUUCCUAAAAAAUUGAAUGCAAUUAUUUAGAUGCCUAGCGAAUAUAAUUUAAAAGAUUUAGUUUUUAAAGGAUUAGAGGGAGAUGAGUUUUUAUUGGAGAAUUAAGAAGGCAAUAAUAAUAAUUAGGACUUAUAAAAUCAACCCUAAGUCGAUGAAAUCGCUUUACUUUAAUUAUUAGAAAUGGGAUUUGGUGAAAAUAGAGCAAAAAGAGCUUUAAUCAAAUAUCAAAACAAUACUGAGCUGGCAACAAAUUAUUUGUUUGAAAGUAUGGAAGACGCAAGUCUCGACCUGCCAUUAGAGCCUAUCAAAGCAUAAUAGAAAAAGAGUGGAUUUGUAGUUAAUGAAGAAAAUUUGAUGCUACUUUAAUAAAUGGGUUUUGAAGUCGAGCAAUGCAAAAGAGCUUUGAAGAAAUUUAACAACAAUGUAGAAUUAGCUUUGGAUGGAUUGUCUUAGGGAGAAUACUACGAAGAAGAAAAUGAAGAGAAUAAGGACUAGGGAAUGGAGGAAGAAGAUGCACCUAUCACAGGAACAAGCUUUGAAUUGCAAGCUGCAAUAGUUCAUAUCGGUAAAAGCGUACAUUCAGGUCAUUAUGUGGCGUAUGUUAAGAGAAAUUAAGAGUGGGUUUAUUACAACGAUGCUAAGGUUGCAGAAGCUGAAGACCCAGCCCUAGGAAAAGGAUACAUUUACUUGUUUAAAUUAAAGUGA